UUAUCCAGGUUAACCGAAUGAAACAGGGAUAGAUGUGUUACAUUUUGAGAGAAGGUCAAGGAUAAAACAUGGAGGUGCUUGAACUGGUUAUCGUUAUUCAUCUAGGCCUAUUAGGCGGGCUGCGAUCUGGACAAGUGGAGGGUAAAAUUGUACACACUAGUUCUGGAAUGGUUCAAGGUUUCGAAGACGCUGGCACUCAUCAGUUUUUGGGCAUUCCUUUUGCUGAGGCACCUAUUGGGGAGCAUCGUUUCAAGCGGCCUGUUUGGAAAACGCGCAUGCCGGGAACCUACAAUGCCUCGUACUUCCGGCCAAGAUGUCCGCAAAUGCUGGUAAACAAUCCAAUCGUAGAUCCCAAUGAUAAAAUGGAAGAAGACUGUUUGUAUCUGAACAUCUACACACCCCUGGAUACGUCCGUGACGUCACCUAAGACCGUCAUGGUGUGGAUACACGGCGGUUCAUUUACCAUGGGCUCGGGCCAGGACUAUCCGGGUACAAUGCUUGCGCUGAGGAACGAUGUGGUUGUUGUGAAUACAAAUUACAGGCUCGGUGCGUUGGGGUUCCUGAGCACAAUGGACGACAAUGCUGUGGGAAAUUUCGGUCUGUGGGACCAGACAAUGGCGCUAGAGUGGGUUAAAGUGAACAUUGCAGCCUUUGGAGGAAACCCAGAUUCGGUGACAGUUUUCGGCGAGUCGGCCGGUAGUGCCAGUGUGACACUUCUGGCACUUUCUCCAUUCACCGAAGGCCUAUUCCGGAGAGUUAUCGCGCAGAGUGGAAGCGCUUUCGCUUCAUGGAGCAUUUCUCCAGAUCCUCUAAAAGCUAGCAGGGAUUUGGGGAAGAGGCUUGGUUGCCCAUCAGCUACGAAUGAAAUUCUCAUACGCUGUUUACGACAUCAGUCCGUUCAGGAUAUAGUGGAAAGUCAACACCUCAUAACCCCUGGAAACGCCUUCACUGCUGCGCUUGGAACAGAGUUUUUGCCUUUUAGUCCCACUGAACUCAUCACUACUCAUAAAAACUCAACAGUGGCCAGAAAAUUAGCAGAAGUGGACUUCCUCAUCGGUCAAAACACGGAUGAAGCCGCCAGUUUCUUCAAGCCAUUUUUGGCACCUGUUCUUGAUGCGGGAGAAUUGGUGGACGACUUUACCGGAAUCAGCCAGAAGAUAUUUGACACGUUUAUGGCUAACAGCCUGAUUUCUUACACACAGGGUGAUUCUAACCUAGCCCAGAAACUAGUGACUCCAUUCACCUUUAUGUACACAGAUUGGAGUGAUCGACAAGAUGGCAUAACACGCUCAGAAAUGCUCAUUAAAUUCCUGGCUGAUAGCAUGUUUACGGUUUCAGUUGUGCAGUUUGCUAGAGCCCAUGCCCUCUUGAGACAACACUGGAACACGUCUGCUGUCAGCGGGUCAAGGACGUUCAUGUACCUGUACGAUCACCGUGGUAGCUGGAUGCCUAUGGAACCCUGGAGGUCUGGAGCUGACCACGCUGAUGAAAUACCGUUUGUGUUCGGGUUACCUUUAACAGGGAUAAUCCCAAACAUCACCGAUGAAGAAAAACAGUUGAGCGAUAUCUUAAUGAGAUAUUGGACAAACUUUGCCAAAACUGGAGAUCCAAAUGAGUCUGCAGCCGGCUCUCGUUUGGUAAAAUGGCCUAGGUUUGAAGUCGGAACAGAGCGUUACUUGAGGCUUCACACUGGGAUGAUGUCAGAUUCCGUGGGACAACGGGUGUACAACAAUAGAGUGGAAUUCUGGUUGGACUAUCUCCCAAAACAAAUGAACAUUUUCCAACAAGAGCCGAUUAAAAUAAAAUGUAGCUAAGGUUGAUAGUCCUUUACACACAAAAAGCAAGUAAAUUUUCUCUAGAUUGUACUUCCUUUUCAUCCUCGUAUGCUUCGCUUUCAUGUGUAACGUCUUGGUAGUUAGCGAGAAAGUUCAUUGCAUAAUUCUGCAACUUUUGUUUGAAUCAGAAUACUGGUUUUCCCAAACACCGUUUGUCUUCGAUAUUUUCAGUGUCCUCAGUUGAGACAUAAACACGGUCAGAUAGAUAUGUCAAAUGUCUGCAUACGGUACGCUCGAUAAGAGCUUUCCUCACCCUUGUACCACUGUCUGGUUGUCCACGGCGUAAUGGAUUUGAUUUAUUUAUUUUGAUUGGUGUUUUACGCCGUACUCAAGAAUAUUUCACUUUUACCACGGCGACCAGCAUUAUAGUGGGUGGAAACCGGGCACAACCAUGGGGAAACCCACAGAUCUUCCCACGUACGGCCUUAGAGGAUACCAGCAUGAGCUGGACUUGAACUCACAGCGACCGCAUUGGUGAGAGACCCCUGGGUCAUUACACUGCGCUAGCGCGCUAACCAACUGAGCCACGGAGGCCCCGCGGCGUAAUUGAGAUGUGUAUCUAUACUCGGUAUGUCUAAACAACAAGCUGAUGCUCCCAGACCAGAGCAGAAAUGAGUAGAAAAAUUUUUGCCCACGUUUGUUGUCUUUUACUUGUCAGCCCUUGUUAAUUUUUCAAGCACUACUGUUAAAAAUUAAAUCAUGACUACCUGAAAGUUGAUAUUUUCUAUUCCAAUCGACUUGUUC
This is a messenger RNA of Liolophura sinensis, 2579 nucleotides long. RefSeq names its product acetylcholinesterase-like. The coding region runs from base 69 to 1814 and encodes 581 amino acids. The transcript has 3 exons. The record is from RefSeq and is a predicted model, not a curated record. NCBI's taxonomy places the organism in Eukaryota, Metazoa, Mollusca, Polyplacophora, Chitonida, Chitonidae.